AUGCUGGAUGAUGCAUUAAGCCUGCGCGCAGUGCAGUGCCACGGAGAGGCGUCCUCAAUAUCCGUGCCGAUCCGUCAUCCCCCCCUCCCCUGUCCCUCCUCCGCUGUGCUAUCCUCUUUGCGCAGAGCCCCAGAAAUUGACGCAGCGGCUUGCCCCAAAGGUCUCAGCCACGCACUCGUAAAGUGUGGUGCUGGCUGCAACCCCACUAAAACCAUCAAACUCUGCCCGACGUCGCGGCAGGUGAGGUCUGGGAUGCAGGAGGAGGUGCCUACACGGCUUGUGCGUCCGACUGGUCCCUGCUGCUGCGCUGGCUGCUGCCCUGUCUGGUCCGUGGGUGCCUCCUCUCCGGUCGUCUCUCUCCCCCUCUCCUCUCCUCCACCCAUCUGUCCUCUUCCCUCCCCCUCUCUACCCUCCCCCAACCCUCCCAACCCCCCUGCUCAAUCCCCUGGCCCGUCUGCUCCCCCUGUCGUCCCCUCUGCCCACUUGUCCCUCGCGCCACCCGACCCCGCAGCUGAUGCUGUCCCCAUUGCCCCCCGUCAUCCGGCUGUCUUGCCUCGCCCCUCUGCUCCACCGGUCCCUCAGCCUGUGUCCCCUCUCCCACCACCGGCUGUCCCUGCAGUCUCGCUCAAGCCGCCUCCAACUGUGUGA
Closterium sp. Naga37s-1 is the source of this 648-nucleotide messenger RNA. Lineage: Eukaryota; Viridiplantae; Streptophyta; Zygnematophyceae; Desmidiales; Closteriaceae. The record is from the annotation of a GenBank genome assembly.